AUGGAACAGCAAUAUGAGCUGAGGGCUCGCAAGGUGGAGGAGUGUCGAGCCAGGCUACUCCGGUCUGGGGAGGAUGCGGGAGAUUCUGAUGAGGAUGCCACUAACAAGAACAAGUGCUUGGAUACAUGCAAGUCGUAUGCGACGCCAGAUGAUAUUCCUCGUGAUAUUCGAACGACUAAGCUGACUGUUGACGCCAAGCAUGAUACGUUGUUGGUGCCUAUCAAUGGCAACCUGGUGGCAUUCCAUAUUCGAACUAUCAAGAACGUGAGCAAGCCUAACGACGAGGGGGGAAAGUAUACGUCCAUACGUAUCAACUUUCAUGCGCCCGGUACUAGCUUUGUUCAGCAGGACAUGUUCCCGGAGGCUAACAGGAGUAAGGAGACUCUUGUCUACCUCAAGGAGCUGAAUUAUCGGGCGGAGGAUGGUAGGAACUUGCAGGCUGUAUUUAGAGGCUUGAAGGAGCUCCAGAAGAGGCAGAGGACGAGGGAGUUGGAAGCUAACACUAUGAAGGACAUUAAGGAGCAGCCAUCGUUGAAGCUGAUAAAGGAUAGGAGCAGACCUGUACUGAGGGAUCUCAACGUGAAGCCACAGCUGGGCUCGACUGGUCGUAAUAGGGCUGUGGGCACAUUGGAGGCGCAUCAGAAUGGAUUUAGGUUUACCUCUUCUCGGGCUGAGCAUGUUGAUAUCAUUUAUCGGAAUAUCGCACAUGCUAUUUUCCAGCCUUGUGAAAACGACCAGACGGUGUUGCUUCACUUCAACUUGAAGGAUCCGAUUUUGGUGAGUGGUAAGAAGAAGACAUAUGAUAUCCAGUUCUAUACGGAGACUAGAUCGGCUGGUGACGACCUGGGGACGAGGCGAAGGGUAGGGCGUUGUCGGCCACUUGGGAGGAAGUUUCACUGA
This is a messenger RNA of Perkinsus marinus ATCC 50983, 900 nucleotides long. RefSeq lists its product as hypothetical. The transcript is spliced from 8 exons. Gene Ontology annotation, molecular function: nucleosome binding. The coding region runs from base 1 to 900 and encodes 299 amino acids. NCBI's taxonomy places the organism in Eukaryota, Perkinsozoa, Perkinsida, Perkinsidae. Gene Ontology annotation, biological process: positive regulation of transcription elongation by RNA polymerase II; transcription elongation by RNA polymerase II. Gene Ontology annotation, cellular component: FACT complex. The record is from RefSeq and is a predicted model, not a curated record.